AUAAGUGCAGUUUAGCAGGAGUCUACACCCCUUUCUUUCUCUUUUCCUCACGUCAUCAACCAGCAGGACUGCUUUUCCUGCGUACAACUGGGCCGCCUCUAGCCUAACUCAGAUCUUCCGGCCAUCAGGAGGAGACAAGUUUCGAUUGGAUCCGCUGAUCUUAGUAGAGGCAGAUGUGUUUUGGGCUUAAGAUCUAUAGGAAUUCUUGUUUCAUGAUUGACGUGCCGGCAAGCUUCUAUACGAACUUGGUCCGUCGUACAUCCAUGAGGUUAAAUAUACCUGUACAAAAAUUUGAGUAGCCUGAAGUCAGAUUUUUUUUACUUUAAGAUGUUAUCAUAUAUUUGUAGAUUCUCGUUUCAUGGUUGACGUGCCGGCAAGCUUCUAUACGAACUUGGAAGGAAGAAUUGAAUUGUUGAUCGAGUAACUGAGAACGGACGACCAUCCUGAAAUUUCAGAUGGCGCAUGGUCAACCUUCGGUUUCCUCUUAUCAGUUGACCCUAUCCGAAUUAGCUAAACAACAGUUGUGUGAACCAGCAACUCAUGAAUUGGCUAACCCGGUACUUGUCCAUUCAACAUUACCACGGGGAACUUUGGAUUCUUCCCUCCGUGGAUGGCACUCUGAGCAUUCGUUUCACGCCUUGUGUUUCCAUCCAAUGUCACCCAUUCCUAGAGCUGAUCUAGACUUCACUUUAGGGACCAGGAUAGUAUCACAAAAAUUGGGCUGGGAGUAUCAUGAAAUCCAGUAUGUCAAACGUCCAAAGGGUUAUACUCAAUGGGGUGUUGAGGUCUUAAACAAUCAUUAUUUUAAUCGGCAAGGGGGCGAAGAAAAUACGGACUAUAUUCGUGGCGCCAUUUAUUGUUCCCUUUGCAAUUAUUCUGUCAGCCCCUCUUUGCUCCGCUCUUUACUAGAGAGGUGGAGUCCUCAAACCAAUACUUUCAUGCUCUCGUGUGGCGAACGCACCAUCACUUUGCUUGAUAUGUUGCUUAUGGCUGGGCUGCCUAUAGUAGGCGAACCCUACGAAGAAUAUAUCCCGUCACUCACUAAGCUAAAUCCUUCAUUACUCUUGUACCCAAACUUUUUAUUUGAUCUUUUGGAUGCGUGGGAGGUUCUUUCCGCCGAAAGCAGCAUAAAGAAAAAUUUGUUACUUUCCAGGCUUGGUGUGAUUAUUUCCACAACAAGCGGGCUGAUUUUUUGCCAUCCACCAGUCUUCGUAAAAGUCGUAUGUAUGUCGCAGCUUUUGUCGCGCUUUGGCUUUGCUGCUUUGUGGUCGUUGGUGAAGGGCCGUUUAUUCGCCCUAGCAUCCUUGUCAUGGCGUCUUGGAUUGCUUUAGGGCGGAAGAUAUCGUUGGCACCCCCUGCGCUUUCCUCCCUAUAUCUUGCUCUUCGUCGUAUCAGCACAAAUCCUGUUGGGCCUUCCUUUGAACAGACACCUCUGUCUAUCCACUAUAUUAUUGGAUGGAUGCAUCUUUAUCUGAAGAAAGCUUUUGAGGCCAAAGGCAAAGGGGACAAACUUCCUUCUCCGAAGAGAUUUCCUAUGCAACUGGCUAUGCUAAGCACCAUGUUCCGACCAGCCAAGGUCUUUUCCCCGGAGACGGCGCAUGAGUUUUUGGAAAACCAUAAUAAUAUCAUAUGGUGCCCUUAUUCCUCACGCAACUGACAGGGGUCGAUCAACUACAAAGGUCCUUUGCCAUUUCUAUUCGCCGGGGAAUGCUUCCUUGGAGGUUCUCAGCAGAGUCCACCGACCUAUGUGCAGCCGAACCCUAUCACCCAGAUCGCGUAGCUCGUCAGUUCAAGCUAGAUCAACAGGUUCCAUACAACCCAUUGCAAUCACUAUUAACUGAAGCUGAUGUUGGUGUUGCGUAUGCGUACUGGUCACAUUUACUGCACCCAGUCCAAGAGGAUAUCCAGCAUGCCCUUGGCACUAAUUAUGUAGGUACUGCUUCUCUGGCUUGGACCAACUGGUGGAGGAAAUUUGCACAUCCACACUCUACAAUCUUGAAUAGCCUCAAGUCUGGCAAUAUGUGUGGCAAAAUCCCGUACGAUGAGAGGAAAAGCAUGUGUGCGAAAAGGGGAAAAAAGUUUUACCCCACACAUACUCUUUCAGAGGAUGAUCUCUUUAUCAUAAAGGAAGUAUUAGUAAGCCAUCAAAAGGCCUAUAUUGAAAAAAUCGAGGCACAGGAGAAGGCUUUUGCAUAUCAUUGGAAUCCAAUUUUACAUGCUUUUCUUUCGGAUGAUGAACCUUCUAUGGAACCCCGACGUAAGCGAAAGAAAAUGGAUAUUGUUGAUUGUCCUUCUCGUGAUUCUUCACUUCACGAGCUCGGGGAAGAUGAUGCCCUCGUCUCUACAGGUGAAGAUGUGAGGCCUUUCACUAAAAGGAAGGUGGAUACUCUAAACGAAGAGGAUGAUUCCAUUCCCAUUAGAUUGGAUGGACCUAUCCACAUAUCUGACCUUGGUAGUGUGGAUCUCGAUGGCAUACUUAGUGGAGAGGUUGAUCAUGGUCUAGGUGAUCUAGAUAAUUUAAAUGUGGAUGAUUAUGGUGUAUCAAGCUCAGGUCUUGAUCCUCCCCUUGUUUCACAAAGUUUGGACUCAAACUUGUCCCCGAGCGCUGAUGUUUUAAACAUUUUGUCUACUUCUGAACAGGGUGGUACAGAAGGAGCUUCUAAUCUUGUUAGUGGCGAAGGAACAAUGACACAUAUUUCAGCGCCACCCGUGGAUAUUUCUGCCAUUACCAAGCCAAUUCUGGAUACCAUCGAUUUGGUGUUGAAGAAUGCUUUUGAAGCCUUAGAUACCCCUACAUUAACUGAUUCUGAACGUCGUGAGAUUUUCCAGGCAGUUCGAUCAGUGCUUCCGGUUGGUGAUACUGCUCCUCAGAUUGCCGCUGUCCGCACAGGUUGGGAAAAAUUUGUUUCGAUCUCAGAUGCAGUGCAGGAAGCCCGCAAAACAGUUGAGGAUCAGUCAAAGCAAAAGUCUGAAUUUGUUACUACAGCAGAGAGCAAGGCUGAAUCAAUUGAAGCGUCUUUGAAAACCUCAGCAGCAGAGAUGUCUUCUGUGCUGGAGAAACAUGCUGAGAAGAAGGAGCGUGUGGAGGCCCUCUCCGCUCAACUGCAAGAAGCUAAUGCCGAGUUGCUUACAGCUGGAGAGAGGGUCAAGCAACUGGAGUCGGACCGUUCCGCCAAGCAGGCUGAAGCCAAGAAGCUGCAUGGAGAUUUGCUCGAGGCUAAUGCGAAAGCUUCAGAGGAACUGGAGGCUCUUAAAGGGAAUAUAUCAACGCUGGAGAAUGAAGCCGAGUCUAUUAUCGGAAGUCUGAAGGACUGGCACUCCAAGUCCAACUGAGUUUUUUUUGCUCCUAAUAAAUUAGACAUGUUGUCUAUUUACAUUUUCUACUCAGACUUACAUAAGGCGGCCAAUCGGUACACCCAUUUUCUCGUGUUUUCCCACACACCAGUAGCACCAUUCGCGUAUACUUGCGUGCGAUUUAUUCAUGUGUACUGAAGGACUAUGCAAUGCUAUUCGUACA
Molecule: messenger RNA, 3517 nt
Organism: Triticum aestivum (bread wheat)
Lineage: Eukaryota; Viridiplantae; Streptophyta; Magnoliopsida; Poales; Poaceae
Exons: 7
Coding region: 1630-3333 (567 amino acids)
Source: RefSeq, a predicted model, not a curated record